UGCUUGUGUGAAAGCGUGUGUGUAGAAGAGUCAGCAGGUGCCUGGUAGCUCCUUCCUCUGACCUUGGCUACAGAGAGAUGGGGAGAGAAAGAGGACAGAGUGUGUGUGUGUGUGUGUGUGUGUGUGAGUGUGUGCUGUGUGUGUGAAGCAGUGGAGCUAAUUCCUGCACUGCAGCUGUGUAUAUGAAACCAGAGUUAAUGUGGCACCAACAGCUCUAGAUCCAUUUGGGAACUUGCCAGAGAAAAACAGAGCGAGAGACGAGGAAGGAAAAUCAUGUCAGCAACGUGUACACACCGCAGAGAAGCAGCACGAUGUCCUGUGUCCGGUGCAUUCUGGAGGUGAGCUGACUCCUGUGCAGGUCACUGCGGGUCGUGUGAGGAGCUAAUAUGUGGGUCGGCCAGUCUGAGUCGUGCCAGGCACACGCGCUGUUCGAUGCCUUCGUGCAGGCAGCCACGUGCAGGGAGACCCUCAGGGCCUUCCAGGAGCUGUGUAAAGAGCUGAAGCUGCAUCCAGGCGGUCAGCCGCAGUUCUACCACACUCUGAGGAGCAGACUGCACGACUGGAAGGCCAAAGCACUAUGGGCCAAACUGGAUAAAAGAGCCAGCCAGAGAGAGUACAUGAGAGGCCAUGCUUGCACCAGCACCACGUGUCUGAUCAUAGGUGCAGGUCCGUGUGGAUUGCGGACAGCUAUAGAGCUGCGAUUUCUGGGCGCCAGGGUGGUUCUGGUGGAAAAGCGAGAUGCUUUCUCACGGAACAAUGUUCUUCAUCUUUGGCCCUUCACCAUCCAGGACCUCCGUGGUUUGGGGGCCAAAAAGUUCUACGGGAAGUUCUGCGCUGGAGCCAUAGACCAUAUUAGUAUUCGUCAGCUGCAGCUGAUGCUUUUGAAGGUGGCCUUGUUAUUGGGAGUUGAGGUUCAUGUGAAUGUGGAGUUCAAACAUCUAGUGGAACCUCCAGAGGACCAGAAGAAACGUGUUGGUUGGCGAGCAGAGGUCCAUCCCAGCUCACAUCCAGUCAAUCAGCUGGAGUUUGAUGUGGUUAUUGGGGCAGAUGGUAGAAGAAACACUUUACCAGGGUUUCGCAGGAAAGAGUUUCGUGGGAAACUGGCCAUUGCCAUCACGGCGAAUUUCAUCAAUCGCAACACCACUGCCGAAGCUAAAGUGGAGGAGAUCAGCGGUGUCGCCUUCAUCUUCAACCAGAGGUUUUUCCAGGAUCUUCGGCAGGCUACCGGAAUUGAUCUGGAGAAUAUAGUAUAUUACAAAGACGACACUCACUACUUUGUAAUGACCGCCAAAAAGCAAAGUCUUCUGGACAAAGGAGUCAUUUUGCGCGAUUACGCUGACACUGAAAUGCUGCUGUCCAGGAACAACGUGGACCAGAAUGCACUGCUCUCGUAUGCUCACGAAGCUGCUGAUUUCUCCACCAAUCAUCAGCUCCCCACGCUGGACUUUGCCAUCAACCACUAUGGGCAGGCAGAUGUGGCCAUGUUUGACUUUACCUGCAUGUACGCCUCUGAGAACGCAGCGAUGGUGCGUCAGCGCAGGGGACACCCUCUGCUGGUCGCUCUGGUGGGGGAUAGUUUACUAGAGCCAUUCUGGCCAAUGGGAACAGGAAUUGCUCGGGGCUUCCUGGCAGCCACGGACACGGCCUGGAUGGUUCGCAGCUGGGGUCAAGGCAACACCCCUUCAGAGGUUCUGGCUGAGAGAGAGAGUGUGUAUCGGUUGCUUCCUCAGACAACACCAGAAAACGUCAGUAAAAACUACAACCAGUACAGCGUGGAUCCUGCUACCCGCUAUCCCAACAUCAACAUGCAGCUCAUCAGCGCUGCUCAGGUGCGUCAUCUCAUAGACACAGGUGAGGGUCCGGUUUUAAAUCUUGAUGCGGUCAGCUCUCCACACCCAAGACUCACACGGCAAGGUGUGUGUUACUUUAUACACACCAUCUACCACUUAUACAGUCAUACACAAUCUAACAUGCUGUCUGUGUGUGUAGAGUCAAUGGCUCGUUACAGUAAGCUUCUGAGCUGGUGUCAGGAGCAGACGCAUGGUUACAUGAACGUAUGUGUGACAGACUUCACAACUUCCUGGAGGAGUGGCCUGGCCUUGUGCGCUCUCAUACACAGAUUCAGACCUGACCUCAUUAAUUUUGCAUCUCUGGAGGAGAGUGAACCAGAGCUCAAUGGUCAGCUGGGUUUGGACAUGGCGGAGCUGGAAUUUGGUAUUUGUCCUAUUAUGACCGGCAAGGAGAUGAGCGCACUGGAAGAGAGUGACUCUCUCUGCAUGGUCAUGUACCUCAGCCAACUUUACGAGCUCCUCAAAGACACAGCGCCAGCUAGUGGAAACCUGAGCUCAGAAGGGAAAGUAGGUCCGUUCUCUAGCCCGAAGUCACCAAUCUCACUGCUCAGCAAACUGGGACAGAGUCUGUCCCGCAAACGCAAUCCCAAGGUUCACACACACUCACAGGAUAAGAAAGAGAAGGAAGCAGAUAGUGUUGGAAAUGGAAAGAGGAGGAGAACAAGCCAGACUGGCCAGUCAGAAGAGGAUGAUGUUCCUCAUGACAGCAAAGAAAAUAAAACUUCAGGAGUAACUCCUGUGUCAGAAGCAAAGGUCGCUGAGGGUCAAGGCAUGGUUCGGUCCAUGACGACGCUACUGCUGGCUAAAUUUGAGGAAAACACACCACUGGCCUCAGCCAAUACAAUUCGCAGACAGAGCUACGUUCAGAUGUAUACGGGCGGAGUGAGCUCAUUGGCUCAGCAGAUAUCCAAUCAGAUUCAGAGUCAGCAGGAUCAAUCUCCCAAGCUCCUUCACAGGAGGGAGUUGGGUUCUCAAAAGGAGUUUCCUGUGAAUAUGGGCAGCAGUGAUGUGUGUUAUUUCUGCGGCCGUCGCGUUUAUGUCAUGGAAAGGCUGAGCGCGGAGGGAAAGUUCUUCCAUAGGAGCUGCUUCCAGUGUGAUCACUGCAGCACCACGUUACGCUUGUCCAACUACGCUUACGACCAGCUACAUGGAAGGUUUUACUGUAAGCACCACUUCAGCUACAGAAUGACUAGCGUGGAUCAGAGAAAGAGACCAGCCCCACCUGUGGCCCCUCGAUCUACUCAGGCUCUCCCUGCUCCGUCCUCGGCUUCUACGUCUUUGUCCUCUCUAGGGUCAGUGGGCACAGCUACCCCACCAGACUCUUGGUCCUCCAGCGCCCAACCAGACAUAGUAUCCAGCCUGGCCAAGAGACUGUGUGGUACCCCAGAACGCAUUGAGCUGGAGAACUACAAACCCUGCCCAAAACAACAGGACAGCCCACUGCUGGAGGUCCCAGAGGAGACGCUUGCACAGCACAACCUCAGUGCUAGCCUGCAGGAGAAAAACACAGAGGAGCAGUCCAGUAGCUCUGAGUCAGACCUAGAGGAGGAGGUUGUCUGGAAGGAGGAGGGGCCAAACAUCAGGACCAAUGAACAGAGAGAGUUUGACCUGGAGGAGGAGCUAAAAGAGGAAGAGGGAGGAGAGAACCAGGAAAAACAAGAGGAGGAGGAGGAGGAGGCCGAAGAUGAGGAGGAGGAGGAGGAGGAGGAAGAAGGAGAAGUUUCCGAAGAAGAACAAGACGAGGGAGUUUCUAGUGAUGAGGGUGAGUACUGCCCUUGGGAGAGGGAACGGCUCUCAGGGGUGUGGCUUGAGGAAGAGGAGGCGGGGUUUGUUAAAGAGUCUUAUGAAGGAUACAGUAACGACAAAGAUAUAGACACCAGUUCAGUCAGAGAGUCCAAUCCAUGUGACCAACAGGAACAAGACGAAUCUGUUUCAUUGCACCAGUCUUCUACUGAGUCCCCGCCCUCCUUGAAACCACUAGAAUCAGGUCCCACACCCACACCUGAGCUAUCAACGAAUCCAGAGAACCCACCUGUCAAGAGGUCAGAGGUUGUAGAAGAGUUCUGGCUGAGGAGUGCCGAGAUCAGGAAGAGUUUAGGCCUGACUCCUCUGUCUAGAGAAUGCGACCCCAAACAUACAGCAGCCCAAACAUCUAACAUUAAAGAAAGCUUCUACACCUCAGUCGCCUACAUAACGUCCUGCAAUAGCAAUUCUGCCAAACAAACACCAAGAAACUGUGACUCCAGCACACAAACUCCAUCUCAAAGUACAUUCCUGCCUGAACCAUCUCACACUAUGGAGGGCAAUGCAGGCAUCACAUUAGAAGAGCCGAUAGGCCGCUCUUCUGUAAUCCACAGACUAAGCAUCACUGUAGAAGGUUGUGUGAUGGGAGACAAGCAGGAUUUGGAUAUCAGUUCCACCUCAUUUGGAAAUGAAAGCAUUUUAAAUCCAGACACAGGUCUUCCUACUCCUCCGUACAGCCCAUCUAGUUCCCCUCUUGUCAACAAGCAAUGUCGUGCCGUUCACCAAUCUGAACCGAUACUGGACCGAGAGGUUAUGGUCUUCUCAUCAACCAGCGCUACUCCUAUUCCACAGCGGGAUGGUUUUAAACCUGAGCUCAAUCAAGCUUGGAGUCUUCCUCCGGAUGAAAUUGAGAUCCUGUGUGGAGACGAGGCGGAAGGGGCUUCCAGACUGCCAGAAAGAUCCGGUGUCACGGAGAACGUAUGCCAGAUGGACAACCGUAGGCUGGAGCACAGGAGGACGCUUCCAGACCGGUUGGUUGCCCCAAUGGACAAUGGCUUGGAGGAGAAGGAGAAAAAGCGCAGCUCGCUGUUCUUGCCCCGUAAAAGCAGGAAGAGUAUGAAUGCAGCGGCUGAGGCCCAGCAGAAGCCAGGAAAGCACAAGUCCCUCUGGAAGACUGUUUUUUCAAAGUAUAAAAAGGACAAGAAGAGGAAGGAGGCUACGAUGGUGGCAGAAACUCUACCUGCCGCAACUAACACCGAGACCAAGCGGAAGGUGUCAGGAAUGAACAGAACAUCAGACCUGUGUUUCCGGAAAAAUCCGAGUUUCUCUGAAGACACAGACUUGUCUUGCCAUGCUCUUCUAGAAAGAUGUCCACUCAGAGCUCAGAGAGCAGAAACGGAGGAGGAACUCAACGCCAAGCUGACACGGCGAGUGCAGAGAGCAGCGCGCAGACAGGCCAAGCAGGAGGAGCUGCGGAGGCUGCACAGGGCACAGUUAAUCCAGCGUCAGUUGGAGCAAGUGGAGGUCAAGCAGAGGCAGCUGGAGGAGAAGGGUGUAGCUGUGGAGAAAGCACUCAGAGGCGAAGCAGUCGAGCCCUUUCUAGGUUCCCCUCGUAGAAGGCCUGUCUAUCUCUGUCCUUGCUGUUCCUCAGAAGCCAAAGCUAAAGGGACAGAACACGAUCAUUCAGUUUAUAUCUGUACAGUCUUUUUUCUUUAUGUAGUGCAAGAACCUCCACUUCACCAGCUAAGAAUGGGAAAGAAAGAUGACCCUAGUUUAAUGCACCAGUGGUUUAAGCUGGUGCAGGAGAAGAAUGCCCUUGUGCGCUAUGAAUCUGAGCUCAUGAUAUUUGCACGUGAGCUGGAGCUGGAGGACAGGCAGAGUCGACUACAGCAGGAGCUGAGAGAGCGCAUGGCGGUGGAAGACGAUCUGAAGGGGGAGGAUGAGCUGGCGGAGGAGAGGCGUAUCUUGAGCGAGAUGCUGGAUGUGGUGGAGCAGAGAGAUGCCCUGGUGGCCUUGCUGGAGGAGCAGCGAGUGAGAGAAAAAGAGGAGGACGGUGACCUGGAGGCCGUCAUGCUUUCUAAGGGUUUCAGUCUGCAAUGGGACUGACUUGCACGUGCACAAAUCUCAUCAUACUGCUUGAAGGGCUGCUCUGUGUCUGUUUGCACAACCAAAAUGCACAGCUGCUGUUUUCAUCAGUCUGAACCGGCCCGUCCACAUGCACUCUGGGCUGUUUGUGAAACUACAUAGCUGUCUAAAUAAUGAAUCCCAGGAUUCGGCAAGAGACUGCAGGCUCUGAUUAGAAUGAAUGGCAAUGUCUUGCUGCCAAAUAAUGCUAUUCUAAGACUGCUACGCUAAUAUGCAAAAGAACAUCUUUUUGUUUGCUCUCUUUGUUGAUAAAGUUAAGGUACAUCUGCAGUGUUAUCCAGAUCCAGCGCGUUUAGGCUUAACAGAAAUUAAUGUAGAAUGGCAUAUAUAACCACAUUGUCAAUUUGCAGUAGAGAUUGGAGCAUGUAAACUUAAAUAUACAAAAAAAAAAGGCUUCUUAGUGUAUGAUUGAAAAAACAAUUUGACCUGAUUUAGGGCAACAGUUUCUGUUGUUUAACCUGUAUAAGUCAACUUCACACAUAGUUGUCCAUUCUCAAUAUAUUCACAUUCAUUUACUGGAUUAAAUGUCUUUUUUUAUUUUUUAUUAUCCUGCACAGAAUUUGUUUUACAUUUUGUUGUCGCUAUAUUUAUUCUGUAAA
Messenger RNA from Carassius auratus (goldfish), 6337 nucleotides. Its product is annotated as protein-methionine sulfoxide oxidase mical3b-like. Gene Ontology annotation, molecular function: protein binding; FAD binding. The record is from RefSeq and is a predicted model, not a curated record. Lineage: Eukaryota; Metazoa; Chordata; Actinopteri; Cypriniformes; Cyprinidae. The transcript is spliced from 30 exons. Bases 387 to 5699 code for a protein of 1770 amino acids.